AUGGCUGAAAAAGUCGAAAAAAGCCAUCCAGUUGUGGACCUGUUCAAAAAACGUGGCAUGGCCAGAGACGAGGUCGGAAAGAUCUACACAUCAUGGGCUGAAGAUUAUGAAAAGGAUGUAGUUGGCCUCACAUAUUAUUGUCCCAGUAAUAAUGCUGCCGAGCUGGAGAAAUUACUCGGAGAGAAGAAAGAUGCCCUAAUUCUGGACGUUUGCUGCGGAACUGGGUUGGUGGGACAAGAGGCGAGUGCAAAUCCCUGCCCCCCCCCNUAUUAUUGUCCCAGUAAUAAUGCUGCCGAGCUGGAGAAAUUACUCGGAGAGAAGAAAGAUGCCCUCAUUCUGGACGUUUGCUGUGGAACUGGGUUGGUGGGACAAGAGCUCUCAAAGCGUGGUUUCAACAACCUCCACGCCCUGGAUGCCUCCAAGGAAAUGCUGGAGCAGGCGAAACAGAAAGGUGUCUACAAGAAACUGAUCCACGCUUUCAUUGGGCCUGAUCGAGUAGAUAUCGCCGACGACACAUACGACGCGGUCAUUAUGUCAGGAGCUAUAGGAUGUGGACACGUGAAUGGAGGUGGAUUGGCAGAAAUGAUACGCCUUGUUAAACCGGGAGGCUAUGUGGCAAUGGACAGCAUUUUGAAGUAUACCCAUGAUAGCGACUACGGCGGGAAGAGUUUUGACGAAAUAAUAGACAGUCACAUCAUGGCCGGCCGCUGGGUCACGGUGACCAGACGCUUGGUGGAGCAAGUCUUUAACGCCUUGGACGGAAUGCAGUACACUUUUAAAGUAAAAUAAAUGCGGUCAUUGCCGAAACGUGAUUUGUUUUGCGUGAGACUGGCACGGACUGUUGAACCUGAAGGAUUGACUUAUUUUCUGAAAUGAAAUUACUGUAAUUACGUUAGAUGUUUAAACUCUAAAUGAAUAAACGUUUAUUGAGU
Lingula anatina is the source of this 932-nucleotide messenger RNA. RefSeq names its product methyltransferase-like protein 27. The record is from RefSeq and is a predicted model, not a curated record. NCBI's taxonomy places the organism in Eukaryota, Metazoa, Brachiopoda, Lingulata, Lingulida, Lingulidae.